Molecule: messenger RNA, 1840 nt
Organism: Micromonas commoda
Lineage: Eukaryota; Viridiplantae; Chlorophyta; Mamiellophyceae; Mamiellales; Mamiellaceae
Exons: 1
Coding region: 1-1440 (479 amino acids)
Molecular function (GO): hydrolase activity, acting on carbon-nitrogen (but not peptide) bonds, in linear amidines
Source: RefSeq, a predicted model, not a curated record
AUGACACCUUUCUUCGCAAUUUUUUUUACAUUCUUCUUCUUGCGAUCAGCGGAAUCUCUCGGGCUCGGUGCUACCGAGGCGGUGGAUCAUGAAGCUUGGAACCGCCUUCAGAUUUUGGGACGAAUUAGCGACGCCCAAGAUGGCACUCUUCAGCGUACAUUUCUUAGCCUCGGCUCCCGACGCGCGAUGGCAACCGUUGAGAACUGGAUGAUUCGAGCAGGGUUGGACACUUGGGUUGAUGAGAUCGGAAAUGUGCACGGUCGAAUCGAAGGAGCUGGCUGUGUAGGCCACAAAGUGCUCCUUUUCGGUUCCCACCUAGAUACGGUGAAGGAUGCCGGAAAAUAUGACGGAGCCUUAGGAAUUCUAGUUGGGCUCGCCGCAGUCAAAGCACUCGUGUUAGAAUCGAUAACCGAAAUGGAACCAGUGCCUUGCUCUUUGCAGCUAGUUGCAUUUUCUGACGAGGAAGGCGUGCGGUUUUCAAGUACCUUCCUUGGUAGCCGUGCACUCGUUGGGACUUUACCUGACAACGUGUUCAAGGCCCAGGACAACGAGGGUCACACUUUUCUUGAAGCGCUUCGGCAAAAUGGAUUCAAAGGGACGCUUGAAUCCAUACAAACUGCAAACAUAUCCGACGCACUGGCCUCUUACGUUGAAGUGCAUAUUGAGCAGGGUCCUGUCCUCCAGCAAAUGAAGCAGCAUGCUUCGCCAGUAGUCGGGAUCUCGGGCCAGACAAGGUUGCUCUUUACAGUGCAUGGAACACAAGGUCAUGCUGGAACUGUGCCAAUGACGGAGAGGAAAGAUGCGCUUGCAGCUUCAGCGGAUAUCAUACACGCCAUUGAAACGUAUUGUAGGGAACGAGUUUUGACUACUUCCAGAGAUAAUUUGUUGGUCUGCACUGUUGGAGCUGUGAGCGUGUGGCCAGGUUCAAGUAAUGUGAUACCGAGUUCCACAAACUUCACUGUUGACGUACGUUCGAAAUCCGACAGUGACCGGAAUGUCGUGGUUGAGCACGUUAUUGAAUAUGCACAACACGUCUGUCGGACAAGAGGGCUAAUGUUUAGCUUCGAUCGUACUCAUGAUGCGCCUGCAGUCGACUGUGAUGAUCAAAUUAUCAACAAUUUCGCAGAGUCCAUAUUACACGUGACAAAAGAUCUAAUAGGUACCCAAGACAGCGCAGAUGUUGCUAUUUCGGAGCUCUGGAGUGAUUCAGGUUCGUUCAAUAUGAAGAACACAAAAUACCAGCAUGCACUGACAAGUGGUGCAGGGCACGAUGCCCUAGCAAUCAGCCAAGCAUGUCCCAUCGGCAUGCUUUUUGUUAGGUGCAAGGAUGGCAUAAGCCAUAGUCCCCAAGAGCACAGCACCCCUGAGGAUGUUGCAUUUGCCGGUCGAGUUCUACUCGACUUCUUGCAAUCAAACGGAGCUUUAUUUUCUGCCCUAUAGAUACCGACAUGACCUGGCUUAUGACGAAGGGGAACUGCAUACAAUUUCAUUUUGCCCGACUUCAAGAUGUCUCGACCCAGCAGCAAUGCGCAAACAGAUUUUUCUUUCUAAAUUCGCUCGCCAACAGGCGUCAAUCGACAUGCUCGUGCGUAUAAACUAGAGUUUCAUGUUGUUAUGGCGAGCUUAAAGUUUGAGAGCUAGAAAUGCGAUGCGAGUUGCAACGGCGUGUGGAACGUUUCAGACAGUCGAACCACUUUCGUAACUCCAAGGCCUGGACUUGACAGUAGUGAUUUAUGCGUUGCGCGUAAUAUGCAGGCGAAAGUCCCAAACCGCGUGGCAAGUGUCGCUGCAUCGACUCUGUGGACACCGUGCGAGCAACUCAGGGCUUCGUGAAGCUGGG